This is a messenger RNA of Marchantia polymorpha subsp. ruderalis, 1999 nucleotides long. The record is from the annotation of a GenBank genome assembly. Lineage: Eukaryota; Viridiplantae; Streptophyta; Marchantiopsida; Marchantiales; Marchantiaceae.
CUUGUUCUGAUAUCUUGCUUUCAGUUUGCACUGUACUCUCCAGACUAUUCUGUCCUUGUUCAUGUGUCAACUUUGCUACUUGUCUUGAAUUUUCUCCUCUUCAGGUUUCAGGCGAGGAAGCCCACCGGCUGCAUCGCUUGAGGAGAUCAACGUCAACGAAUCUUGUCGGUUUCCAUCUCUCCGAGUCAGCCUCAGAACCAAGCAAGUUGGAUCUGCGGUAACAAACAUUGAUUCUGGGAAAUGUACUGAGCCUUCAGAACGAGCUGACAUUUGUUUAUGGUUUCUGAAGCUAUCAUCACCCCAUGCUUUCCAUGUUGCUGUCUAAACCUUACCAGAGUCACCACAUUCCCUUACGUAAGGUGCUCAGAAGAAUCAUUCCAUGAUACCGUAGUAUGCUGCUAUAAAUGCGGGCAGCUCAUAAGGUCUUUACCAUCCCAUUCCAGUCUUGAAGCUGCAUGAAGUGAGAGUACUGUUCCAGUUCAUCAUCUUCUCUCAAUAACUCGUCUGCGAUUCUGCUAUAUUACGAACAGGAAGGUUAAGAAACAUGGCGAAGUUAACUACGGAGAACAUGCAGGGGAUCCCACAACCCUACACUCCUUUCAAGCUGAUGAAUGCAGAUUUGAAGAAGUUCCUUGCAGUGAAGAGUGAGUACCCGGAAGCUCCAAUUGUGGAAGACACAGACAUCAACACUCUUGAAGUAUACUGGUACCUCGUGUCAUCCGAGAAGCGAGAGGCGUCUUACAACAUAAUCAACAUGAAAACCGGGCUGGCGCUGACAGCAAAAAAUUCGACUUCAGUCAAGACUGAAGUAUACAUGCAAACCUUGGAGGAGUUCGAUGAGAAUCAGCUCUGGGUUUUUAUCCCCGCGUCGUUCUUUUCAUUCGGGUUCUACCGUGUCCAGAAUUACAGUGCCAGAGUCGAGCUGACGACAAAAGCGGUGGAAAAUGGGAACUCUGUCACCACCUUCGUUCUUGGUGAUGGACCUGAGAUAUUCGAACUGCAGUGGCGAUUCAAAUUCAGCGUGGGCGACAGGCAGGGGAUUCCUCCUCCUUCCACGCCUUUCAGGCUCAUGAACUAUGAACAUCAAAGAUUCGUCUUCGGCGAAGACAAAGUUGUGUUCCUAAGAGACGCGCUCAACAACCUCUUAGAACAGCAGUUUAGACUCGUGGCACCACCAUUCUUGAGUAAAUUGCGCCAAACCUACAUGAUCCAGAACCUGCAGACGAAAGGGUUUGUGACGGACGAUGGCGCAGCGGAUGGUAAAUUGAAGACAUUGCAAUUGGCCGAGAAGGAUGUGGAGGAUGAGAGACAGUACUGGAUCAUCGUUCCUUCUAAGGAGUUCGCUGGUGGUUUUCGGCUACGAAAUGUUAAAACCCAAGGUUAUCUCCUGAACGGCCCCACGCACCUUGGCAACCAACUCAGCACCCUGGGCAGCAUUAAGGAAUGGCCCGAUCAGGUCUGGAUCUUCUCGCUAGUACUUCCUGCUCUCGAGUAGCAGUCACUGGUCUGAUUCUUCAGCUCGAGACUGACCGACGGAGCUGCCGCAACAACACUAAUGUGAACUGGAAGCCGUGGCGGCCUGUGUAUAUCCUUAAUGUCCUUACCGUGCUCAAUAUUAAAGCCGUGCAAAGUGCUCGAGAUUUGCGCUGCUGGGCUCUCGGUUGAGUGAGGUAAUUGUUUUUAUUUGUUUGUACGACUUUAAUACUCUACCUUCUGCUCGUUUCAGCUUUGUGCUCUUCAUCCUCGUACCCUCGCCGAUCAUGUUGGUCCUCUCCAUGGAUCCACAAUGUUAGCCAGCGUUGUGCGCUAGGAUGCUAAAUGGUACGAUCUGGCCAUUAUCAAUAACUCUCCAUGUUCAUAGUGCUGGAAGUAACUACGUAGUCGGAACAGCCUGCCUCGAGUUGUGAAGCAGAAUUCCUUCACCAGCGUUUGAAUCUUAAAGUCCGGAUUGACUCUUACAAUCGCACACUCUUCCUGAUUAUGGAGCAUGUCAUGAGUC